AUCUGAGAUUCACAGACCGGUUAGACUGAAAUUCCCAGAUGUUUUCUGCCUAGCGUUUAGCCAGAGAGAAGACUCUUUUCUCUGGUUCAGCUGAUUCGUUCGGUUCUGCUCCAGUCGUGCGCGUGACGCAGCUCAUGUGAGCUCGUUCACAAGCGAGUGUUUAUAGAAAGCGUGUAAUGUCUCCUCUGUACGUGCUACAAAAAAUUGAGUCAUCGAGAACAUACACGUCGCUUUAAAAAAUGAUGAAUCACCAGUGUUGUCAAGUCGUUCCGCAAUUAAAUUUUGUUGAAUAAUUGAGAGCUCGUGUUCGUGUACGCGAUGUUAGUAAUCUUCGUCGAGCCGGCUGUGUCUCGUCUGAGUUGGCGAGCGUGCGUGUGGUGAGACGUGUGUGUAUUCCGUGUAGCGAACGUAUGGGGACUUGUAAUCGCGCUAAGUGGUCGAGUGCGUGAGAAGUCAGCAGGGCCGAAGAAACCUCGGGUGGUGCUCCGAAACGCGACUGUCGACGUCACAAUGGUGAGCUGAGGCGAUCAACACGGGCAAUGGCAAAACUCGCGAGAGGAUUGGACUCGGUGGUGCCCAUGCUUCUGGUGUGCGAGCAUUGCACUAGUCAGACAUUCAAACAGAUCCAAGACUUCGUUAGGCAUUUGAGAGACCAACAUUGCUCCAGAGAAGGCGGGUCUUUCGUAUGCCUCUAUGGCUAUAAUGGAGUUUGCUCCAGUCUUCCCGUGGAGGGUGUCUCCGACAAGGAUUACAUAGCGCAUGCCACCAAGCACGCAGCUAUGCAACAGCAACGAAAGAGCAACGGCCAGUUAGUUGAGUCCGGAUCGCCGUGGACCGUGUAUUCCGCCGCGCAGAAUCUACCCGCUGUUCUGAAUGACCCGUUUAAGGGAAAGCAGAGCAACUUCUUCACUCGCACCUGGGGAGACGGAUUCGUGGAGAAAGUCGACAUCCCGAAGAGUCCCUAUCUCCCCGAGAUCACGAUGCAGCAUUUCGAAAUGUAUCUGAAAAAAAUUGCAAGGAGAUAUAGGAAACAUUCGCGGAUGAACUCGAACGCAAACAGACCGACUACUCCGAACGAGCUGCUCCAAAAUUUUCCAAAUCUUAGGAAUGUGAAAUCUCUAGAUCGGCUGCAAUCGGAUUUAGCUAGUGUUCCAAAGGUCUUUUUAGUACCGAAUUUAGAUCUUUCGCAAAAAGAGAAUUUUAACGCUGUCUUUCCUUUUGCAAAAGACGGUCUGUUAACCGAGAAAAGCACCAUUGUUAUGCACGUGAAGCAAAUGCAGGAAAAGCUUAGUCACUAUUUGGACGUUAUUGAGGUCCGAAUAGCGGAACAGGUCGCAUCGAAAUCUCAGGCCUUUUUCCACGCAAUGACGUCUCACGACGCGCUCAUGGAACAACUCACUCAAACCAUUACGGUUCUAAAAGCGCUCAGGAAAAAUAUUCAUCAAGUCGAUAAGCAUCUAGUCAAAAAUUCUUUAGAAAUUUUACGCUUGGAGCGCGCUCGGUCUAAUAGAUUACUGGUUCAAGAGAAAUUGAAACUCAUGGCGACUGUGCACCAAAGUCAACCCAUGAUACAGUUACUGUUGUCCACGCCAGAUUAUGUCGCGGCACUGGAUCUUAUCUCCACGACGCAAGAAAUUCUCUUGCAAGAAUUAAAUGGAAUACACAGCUUUAGACAUUUGAGUUCUCAAUUAACCGAAAUGGAGAAACUCGUGGACAAAAUGUUGACGACCGAGUUCCAGAGAUAUGCGACGGCGGAUCUCAACAGGCCGUUAGGCGGCGAGAACACGGUGUUAGACGGCGAUAAACUGGUUUCCAUCAUUUCUGGCCUGCUGCGUCAGAAGCACUUUCAAUUCGUGGACACGUACAAAGAAGAAGCCGUGACCACUAUAAGGGCGGUGACGAAGCAACGGGUGAUAGAAGCCUUGGCAGCGAGCGACUGUUGCAGCGAUCAGCAAGCAGCCGCUCUCGAGGUCGGAGGCCUCUCUCUCACGGAAAGACUUACGUUACUCCACAAUACCAUACAGUCAUUGACGUUCCUUUUGUUACGAGUUAAGGCAGUUCACGACGUGAUGAGAGACACCGCGGACUUGUCGGCGGAACGUUUAUGCGACGGCUCGUUCGACGAAUCUGUACCUGAUCGAUUACUAACUCAAGAUGAGCACACGCGAGUAAUCACCAAACUCACUGAUAUGAUUACAUCUGUGUGUGAUUAUUGCCACGAGCGAAUGGGGAAUCUGCUUUCAGCAGGAACAAAUGAGAAGGACAAAUUUCACAACGAUAAGGACAAGAUCGUUGCUGAUGUUUCUCAAGGUAAAUCGGAUGAUAAAGAGAGCCAAGCGUGGAACGACAAGGGCUCCUGGUUGAGCGAGAGAGCAACGACGACUCAAGUUUGUCAAUUGGCCAACAUGGUUGAAGAAUUCACACACACCUGCGAGAAGCUCUGUGGCAAACAGUGCACCGGAUUGCGAUCAGCGUUUAAGGCGCAAGCGAGCAAAUUCGUACAGCGCUUUCACAAUGAACGCAAAACCAAGCUUACGCUGCUUCUGGAUUCCGAAAGGUGGAAACAAGCUGACGUGCCGUCGGAAUUUCAGUCGCUGGUAACGUAUGUGUACGAGAACAAGCAUUUUCCGUUGAAAAUACUUACGCGCGAGGACAGCACGAAGAGCGAGAACGUCGAGAAUUUUAUCAUGGUCGGUGACGAGAAGUUCGCCGUGGUCGGAACUGCUCUAAUGCUCAUACAGAUGAUUCACGAGUAUUGCCGAACCGGUAGCGAAUUAGUUGCCUUGUCCGGAACAAUAGGAAGACAACUGGCCGAAUUGUUGAGGCAUUACAACUCCCGAUGUUGUCAGCUGGUUUUGGGCGCGGGCGCGAGGCAAGUUGCUGGCUUGAAAACUAUCACAGUCACGAUUCUGGUGUUGGCGGCGCGCAGUCUCAAGCUCGUAUUGUGGUUCAUGCCUUUCGUGAAGGCGCAUUUCCAAGCGCUCACGGAACAAAAUCCUAGCAGAGGACUCAUCGGCACGUCCGGUAUAAGCGGAGGAGUGGCCUUGCUGGACAGCGUCGAGAGGGACAUUCGUGCGCACGUGCGCGAGAUCGAAGGAAAGGUUCUCACUAUCGUGGACAAUCUGCUGAGUGGACAGAUAUCCAAAUGGAGUGCGAGGCCUCCGGUACCCUCUAAAUCAAUCAGAAAUAUUUCCAGUUAUCUGAUGAAGCUUCACGAAGUCGUUUCCGGAAUUCUGCCCACCGUUGAAGUGCAAUCUCUUUAUCGCACGGUAAACUCGUCCUUCAAAGAGAAGCUCAGGGAGCAACUGGUCAAGAUGAACAUAGUGAACAACGGUGGCCCGCAGCACGGCGUGGUCACGUCGGAACUUACGUUUUAUCUCGAAGCCUUGAGAAAGCUAAAGGUUCUGCCGAGCGAGGAGUUAAACGACAAUUGGAUGAGCGACAUAUGGACUAGAUAACAUGCAGAGUGCGUGAUAUACUGCAUUAUAGAAGCGAUGAAGUAUUCUAGAAACAGGUGACUAAUCUCUCUUUCUUUCAUUUGUCUUCCGUUUGUAUCGCUCGUUAUAUUGCGAGUUGUAAGAUCUGCGAGGUACCAAAGUUCGUCGAUCGUUUGAUGGAUGCGCGAACGUGUGCAAUAUAUUUUAUGAUUUUUACGAGUUUUAUGAAAACGUGCGAGUUUUUAAGUACAAAUAAUAAAAAAUUAUUUAAGACUUAUUCUGCUUUCUCUCCUUUUUUUCUCAAAUAAAGAAAUGAAGAAAAAAAUGUUAUAUUUAAUCUGUCGAAUCUUGAGAACGAUAUACGGCCGAACGUUGCAUCGUAUACAGAAAAAAAUAAUCGUUUAUGAAGGGACAGAUACAAGAAUCGCAUAACAAUUGCAGAACACAUAAAAAAUAUCAUUUAAGAAAAAUUAUACCGAGAUAGCAAAAACUAGGAAAGAAUAAAGAUCUCUAUAAAUAUGCAUCCCGUAGUCUUUUACGUCUAGCGAGAGCAAUUACUUUAGUAAAGUGUUACUAUUCUGAUUUAGAGUAAAUACAAAUGUAUGAGCUUUUGCGAUAUUUCGGGAAAUAAGUUUUUAUUGAAUAUCAAAAUGAUCGCGAUACUUAAAGCUGUUAAUUUCGUUAAUAAACUCACGCCAAUUCGGUGCCUCAUGAGAUGGAAUAUAGUUGAAAUUGUUCAAUAUUGUCGUUUGCAGAUAUUUUGAUGCGUCGCGCUGUUGUAGCAGGACCAAUCGUCGACAUACUUGUUUUUUUUUUUUUUUUUGUAAUAAUUAUGUUUAAUAUCCUUCAACUUAAAGUUUCACGUGUCAUUUUAAAAAACAUUGUUUUUGCAAAAGAGCUAUCGAGAUAUGAAUUUGUAUUGAACUGAAUUCUGUGACAGAACAACAAAUGCGACUGCUUGGAUUGUUGUGUUCAUUGUGCGUGUUCGAAGGAACUAUUUAUAACAAAAAUGUAUAUCAUCGCUUUGUUGUAAAUUCUCAUAAACAAUACAUGUAAUAUAUUAUUUUUUAGUAAUUGGAAGAUAAUACAAGUUUUGCAUAGAAAAUGAUAUUUAUUAGAAUUAUGUGCGACAUGUAAUAGUCUUGCAAUUGCGGAAAAAAACUCAGUCUCUAACGCGGUAUAUUCUGAAAAAAUAUGUACGUGCAUUGCUUUAGCAAGAGUUGAGUGACUUAUUGCAAAUUGAAAUCUGUGCAUUCCAUUCCUGGAGACUUUUCAUCUAGUCCAAGUUGUACAUAAUGUACUGAAUUUUAUUCAAGGAAGAUAGAUACAUUAAAAACCGAUCGACUUAAUUCAUGAAAAAGUGUCGAUAUGUACGUGUGUAUGUGUGUGUAUGUGUGUGCGCUACGCGUUAUGAUCUGACGACUUGCACCACUUUGCUUCGUGUGAAAAAAACAUUUUUUUUACAUCGUGAGAAAAUGAAAGUGUUCAGAGCUGCUGAUUAUUGCAAAGGAUAUCUUAUCGUGAAUAUCUUUAUCAAGACUGAUGACCCCUUCUCGUUAGAUCAUCGCGUAUAUACAAAUAAAAUAACAUUGCGUAGACAAAAACACGCGCGAUUAGAGUAGUUAAAUAAAUUAUUAUAUAUCUUGUACCGCGUCUCUCGCAUAAUUUAUGUGACAAACGUCAACAUAUAUAGAACGUUACAAGGCGACACGAAGAAAAUAUAUUAUUAUUUAUUGAAAUAAAAAAACAUCCUCAAACGCCUAUUGAAUUUCGCAAUUCAAGACUGGACAUCAAGAUUGUCGCAAAACGAAAAAUCUUAAUUAUCUAUCACACCGGUCUCUAAAUAAUACACAGAUAAUAUUUUUCGAGAAGUACUCGAAAAUGCGUACCGCUGAUUGUAUUGUGUAAUUAUUAAUAAUCCAUAUAGUGGUUUUUUUUUUUUAUAUGCAAUACAACGCGGCACGAACAAUAUAAUGAAUAGUAUACGAACGAGAUGUUUCCUCACUUCCAUAGUAACGAAAAGCAAAACAUAGCCAUAACCUGAAGAAACAUAAAAUUGUGUGCGCGAACGCACGAUUGCAAAUCAUUCGACCACAUACUCUUCGCUGCGUCUCAGUGACAAUGUCUGCGGAAAAUCGGUGAAUUGCUGUGUAUACAAUCACUUUGUUAGCUUUGUAACAAACGAAUUGUAUCAUACUAUAUAACACACAUUAGAAACGAUCAUACCAAGCCUUGUGACAACAAAUUGCGAGUAAUCUUUGUAAAGAUAUUUUUAUCGUUAAGUGUCGCGUUGCUUUCGCAAGUGACAGAUGAGUGAUUUAAAAAAUAAAGGGGAGAGGAAAACACAUAUAUACACGGUUGUUUAAUAAAGAUCUAAGUUAAUUAAAUUAGCUUCACUUGUCUCUUAAUUUGCCGCACCUGUGUGUUGUUUUUUUUUUAGAAGCGUAGUCGAGUCGCGCUCGUAGUUGCAAUUUAAACUU
Molecule: messenger RNA, 5917 nt
Organism: Pseudomyrmex gracilis
Lineage: Eukaryota; Metazoa; Arthropoda; Insecta; Hymenoptera; Formicidae
Gene: scat
Product: vacuolar protein sorting-associated protein 54
Exons: 13
Coding region: 540-3458 (972 amino acids)
Biological process (GO): Golgi to vacuole transport; retrograde transport, endosome to Golgi
Cellular component (GO): GARP complex
Molecular function (GO): syntaxin binding
Source: RefSeq, a predicted model, not a curated record